CUUGGCUAUUUUCGUAUUGAUUUUCUGUAAAUUCCGAAGCAAAGAUACAGAAUAAACCCCCAAUAAAAGAACGGUUUGGUUGAAUCUAAAUGCAACUUAUUGAACAAAAGAGCCACAUUUGCAAUCAUGGGCGACAAUGAGCAAAAGGCUCUUCAGCUUAUGGCCGAGGCGGAGAAGAAGCUGACGCAGCAAAAAGGUUUUCUCGGCUCACUCUUUGGUGGAUCUAACAAGAUCGAAGAUGCCAUCGAGUGCUAUCAACGUGCUGGAAAUAUGUUCAAGAUGUGCAAAAACUGGACUAAGGCUGGCGAAUGCUUUUGCGAGGCAGCUGCUCUUCAUGCGCGUGCUGGUAGCCGGCAUGAUGCUGGCACCUGCUUUGUAGAUGCAUCCAACUGUUAUAAGAAAGUGGAUGUUGAAAGUGCCGUCAAUUGUCUGAUGAAGUCUAUUGAUAUUUACACCGACAUGGGACGCUUUACCAUGGCAGCUAAGCAUCAUCAGAGCAUUGCUGAAAUGUACGAAAGUGAUCCUAAUACACUGGCCAAAUCCAUACAGCACUUUGAGCAGGCAGCCGAUUAUUUCAAGGGGGAGGAGUCAGUCAGCUCAGCCAAUAAGUGUAUGCUUAAGGUAGCUCAGUACGCAGCCCAGCUGGAGGAUUAUGAAAAAGCUAUUACCAUAUACGAGCAGGUGGCUGCCUCGUCGCUUGAAAGCUCGCUGCUCAAAUAUAGCGCAAAAGAGUAUUUCUUCCGCGCUGCCCUUUGUCAUUUGAGUGUAGAUCUGUUGAACGCUCAGCAUGCCAUCGAAAAGUACGCUCAGCAGUAUCCAGCAUUCCAGGACUCGCGCGAGUUUAAGCUCAUCAAAGUGUUGUGUGAGCAUUUGGAGGAGCAGAACAUAGAGGGAUUUACUGAAGCUGUGAAGGAUUAUGAUAGCAUUUCGCGUCUUGAUCAGUGGUACACAACAAUAUUGCUUAGAAUUAAAAAGGCAGCUGACGAGGAUCCAGACUUGCGAUAAAUAAUUCAAACGGUAAUAACGCAAUAAGUUACAUAACAUUAAAAACUAUAAAAUGCUUUUUCAGUUUCAAAAUUAAUAAACAAUUUAAAAAAUA
Molecule: messenger RNA, 1099 nt
Organism: Drosophila busckii
Lineage: Eukaryota; Metazoa; Arthropoda; Insecta; Diptera; Drosophilidae
Gene: alphaSnap
Product: alpha-soluble NSF attachment protein
Exons: 4
Coding region: 127-1005 (292 amino acids)
Biological process (GO): SNARE complex disassembly; intracellular protein transport
Cellular component (GO): SNARE complex; vacuolar membrane
Molecular function (GO): soluble NSF attachment protein activity; syntaxin binding
Source: RefSeq, a predicted model, not a curated record